Messenger RNA from Helianthus annuus (common sunflower), 1077 nucleotides. RefSeq lists its product as uncharacterized. The transcript has 5 exons. The record is from RefSeq and is a predicted model, not a curated record. NCBI's taxonomy places the organism in Eukaryota, Viridiplantae, Streptophyta, Magnoliopsida, Asterales, Asteraceae. Bases 7 to 1077 code for a protein of 356 amino acids.
UUCAAAAUGGUGUGGAGGCAUCCGGAUGCUGUUCUCAACGAUCCGGAGCCUUCCGAGUCUGAAUUAAAUGAUGCCUUUCUUUCAGCCAUUCGGGGGUGCCCUUCCAGGGUUCGUCCUUUUCCCGAACAUUUGUUAGUGCUUUUAGGGGUUAGUAAUAUUUGGGCAAAAGUUGAUCGGGAUCCGGUGUUGAUGAGAAAUGGCCUUGUUAUGUCUGCUUUGGACUUCAUCAAGAGUGACGAUACGUCCGAUGUGGUUUUUGAAGAUGCUCCGACUGUGCCGGGUGAAAAUGUUGUUGUGAGGACCUCUGAGCAGAGGUUUGAGGGUUCAGGUUAUGUCAGUGUUGCAAAUGUGAAGGGUUUUACCAAGUCCAAUGUUCCCAAGCCUUCAACUCGCCGGUUAUCUCGUCGUUUACUGAAGGCUACUCCUCAAUCCACUUCCACUGAGCCAGUGGAUUUGAGUGAUGACAUCGAGGUUUCUGAGGAUCAGGCUGAGGCAGAGGUUGAGAAGGAGAAGGAAUUAGUUGUGCGUGGUAAGAAGGUUCGAGGGAAGAAGAGUGUUGCUACCCCUGUUCAAGAAUCGUCGAGCAGAGAUGUUGAAGGGUUGAACCCUGAGGGCACUUAUGUGCCUUCUUGGUUGGUUAAGAAUGAUGACACUUUUAAGGAUGCUGCUGAGGCAGCUUGGAAGAAGGAGAUUGAGGAUUUGAAGAAGAUGCAUGCCAUUGAGAUGGGUGACUUGAAGAAGAGCUUUGAAGCUAAUUUGCUGAAGUUGAAGGCUGAUCGAGAGGCCUUAUCUGUCCAGCAGAAGGCUUUUCGUGAAGAAAAGGAGGGGUUGAAGGCUUCCGUUGGUCAGGGAUUGAAGCCUGAAGGGUUGAAUGAGAAGGUUUGUGCUGAGGUUUUGGGCUCUUUGUCGAGGAAGAGGUCUUACUCCGGGGACAGUGAUGAUACCCUUUCCAGUCUGCCUGAAACCUCGAAAGAUGCUGGUUUGGAAACCUCUGCGGUUGGUGGUGAAGAAGGUGUGAAGGGGAAGAAGACAAAGAAAGCUAAAAAGUCUAAGGGUGAAGGUUUUGGGGACCCUUAA